UGACAGUUCAAAAUGGCGAUGUUGGCAGAACCACGCCGUAAACAAAAAUAUUCGGUCAAUCCACGGGGUACAGAUUGGAGUAAAGAUGACAAUAAAUUCGGACAGAAAUUGUUGGAAAAGAUGGGUUGGAAUAAAGGAAAGGGUCUUGGAGCCAACGAAGAUGGUAGAACAGACCACGUUGGAAUUAAAUUUAAAGCCGACAAUAAAGGUGUGGGCUGUUCCAAUAAGUAUGUCGAUAAUUGGAUAGAACAUCAAGAUGAUUUUAAUGAUCUUCUGCAGUGCCUCAACCAAAAUCAUGAUACUUCUACAGGUAAUCAAGAAGACGAACCUGAUCAGCACUCGGUUGCCAGUCUUGAAAAUAAAUCCAAGAAAUCGAGAAGUAGAGUUCAUUAUAUGAAGUUUACUAAAGGUAAAGACCUGUCUUCUCGAUCUAAAGAAGAUCUAGCCUGUAUAUUUGGUGAAAGAAAACAUAAGAAAAAAGACAGGAAAACUGUGGAAGAAGAAGUUAUACAUGAAGUAGUACAAGAAGUAACUGUCACAAAAAAUGAGGAUAUCGAAAACAAUCACGGUGUUCAAACUUUCACCAACUCAUGCAGUAUUCAAGAAUAUUUUGCACUAAAAAUGAAGCAGCGGAAACAAACGUUACAGAAAAGUGAUCCAUCACCACCCUCAUCUGAGCUGACAAUAAAAAGUGAUGAUGAAGCCAAAAGUGAUGAUGAUAUCCAUACACGUACGAACUCUUCCAUGAAUAAGUCAAAGCGUGUUAGUUUUAAUCUUGAUUAUCAGUGUUUUGAAGACAAUACUUAUACUAAUAUAAGAGAGAAAUCCCUUAAGUCUAAGAAGAAAAAGAAAAAACAUAAUUUGGAAGUUAGUUCUGAAGACAGUGAAACUGAAACCAAGAAGUCUAAUAAAAAAUCCAAAAAGAAGAAAAAGGUCACAGAAGUAGAGACUGAAAUGGAUGAAGAAGUUCAUGCAGAAAUUAAUGCAGUAGAAGUUGAAAGUGGCGUGGUUAAAACUAAGAAGAAGAAGAAAUCAAAGAAAAGAGUCAGAGAAGUUGAAGAAGAAGUUGAAAAUGAGGAUUCUGUUCCAAAACGAAAGAAAAAGAAGUCCAAGAAAAAGGUUCAAGAGGAAGAAAUUGAAGUAGUUGAACAAACUAAAAACAAGUUAUUGAAGAAGAAGAAAAAAGGUUUGAGAAAAAAGGAAGCUAACUGUAAUGGUUCUGUUGAUGUUUUAAACCAAAAACCUGUUAGGACUGAAUAUCAUGCUAUUGAUCAGCAUAAAUGGAAAUGUAGUGAAUCUUUAACUAGUGAUCAAGUAAAGACUAUCUGUACAUCAUUUAAGGGAGCAGAUAUACAUAAGAUAGUAGGCUAUUUAAACUCUGGACCUGUAGCUACAGAUUAUUAUAGUUAAUGUUUGUUCUUGUUAGCUCUUUAUUAAAAUUUAACCCAUUA
Patella vulgata (common limpet) is the source of this 1451-nucleotide messenger RNA. RefSeq names its product PIN2/TERF1-interacting telomerase inhibitor 1. The transcript has a single exon. Gene Ontology annotation, molecular function: telomerase inhibitor activity; nucleic acid binding. The record is from RefSeq and is a predicted model, not a curated record. Gene Ontology annotation, biological process: regulation of ribosome biogenesis. Bases 13 to 1410 code for a protein of 465 amino acids. Lineage: Eukaryota; Metazoa; Mollusca; Gastropoda; Patellidae. Gene Ontology annotation, cellular component: nucleolus.